Messenger RNA from Drosophila gunungcola (fruit fly), 712 nucleotides. RefSeq lists its product as uncharacterized. NCBI's taxonomy places the organism in Eukaryota, Metazoa, Arthropoda, Insecta, Diptera, Drosophilidae. The record is from RefSeq and is a predicted model, not a curated record.
UUCACGUACACGGAUUUUAAAAAUAAAAAUAAAUACUUUAAAAAAUUAGUAAAUGAAAUGUGGCUUGCCAAUAAGUUUUGCUGUUGUAUAAACUUACAAAUCGGCUGUACUAUUAUAUCUUUUUUUACCCUUUGCCUGUUUGCCGUUCACCUGGUAGAAUUCUUUCGAUUUAAGGAACACAAUGAUUAUACUCAUCCAUCAGACUGGUUAAACCUUCUUUGGGGAAUUUUGCAUUUGCUGGCUUCAAUGUGUUUAUCAUAUUCUGUCCUGGUGGGGGCACUUAUUCCUAUUUGGGUUUACAUAAUUAUCGAUAAUUACUUGAAUUACGUGAUCAUUUAUACAUCGGUGUCCUGUGCUCUCAAGACAAACACAUAUGCGAACCUAGGCCUGACUUACUGUAUUACUUACUGGAGUUUAAUGGUCUUAGCGUGCGUGAUAACAACAUAUUUCCUUUAUGUUUAUAAGGAAAUUCUGGAACCAAAUAUAAACGAAUUACAAUAAAUAUAAAAAAUAUACUCCGAUUUCUGCAGAGUUUAAGAAGUUAAGUUUCCAACUACAAAUAUAAAUGUAUCUUAAAGCGCUAGGAUGUGUAUCAAGCAAAAACACCUGUCAACAUAACAAAUUAUUAAAAUCAAAUACGCUUUUAAAAUGUUCCCAUUUGAACCGCUUCAGCCUUGUAAAUACGUAUUGGAAGAUUCUCAAGUAGGCUAAG